GAACUCCAAAUAGAACCACGCAACACCAUGAUUCAGGUGCUACCGCAAUGAUUUUAUCCAGCGACCAAGAAAAUGGAAAUGACCUUGAUUAUAUGGCAGACCAGUCCCUUGCAGAAAUUGCGAUGGAGCAGGGAGAGUUAAGUGACUCAGAGGAAGAAAUAGGAGAAGGUGUAGAGUUUGAGUGCGAAGAGAUGGAGGACUCAGAAGGAGAGGAGAUAUUUGAAUCCGAGGAGAUAAUUAAUGAUAAAAAUGAGGUAUCUCUUAAAAAUAACUCUCUUAAACUGCUUAGGGGAUUUCUAGGACUCAGAAGGAGAGGAGACAUUUGCACCUUUCUUCUCUUUAUGGUACAAGCCCAGAAUGGUGAAAUCUCGCAAUGCUGCUUGACAAAACAUGUAUUUAAGAUGACUAAGCAGUUUUUGGCCAAUGUAUCCCUGAAGAUAAAUGUGAAGGUUGAAGGAAGAAAUACUGUGCUGGUUGAUGUGCUCUCUAGACGAAUUUCCCUUGUCAGCGACCGCCCAACUAUCAUUUUUGGUGCAGAUGUCACCCAUCCCCCCCUGGGGAGGAUUCUAGCCCGUCAAUUGCUGCGGUGGUUGCUUCUCAAGAUUGGCCUGAGAUUACAAAGUAUGCUGGUUUGGUUUCUGCUCAAGCGCAUAGGGAAUUGCUUAUUUCCUUCCGUCGAGCAACUGCACAGAAGCCUCAGAGAAUUAUAUUGUACAGAGAUGGUGUUAGUGAAGGACAAUUUUAUCAAGUUCUUCUUUUUGAACUUGAUGCAAUCGCAAGAUAUGCUAGGUGUACUCGUUCUGUCUCCAUUGCUAUGUUCACUGCACUUCCUAUUAUGCACAUUUGGCAGCUUUCCGUGCUCGGUUUUACAUGGAGCCAGAACCAUCUCACAGUGGAUCAGUCACAAGCGGAGCUGCUUCAAACAGAGGAGGUGUAGGAGCUAUGUGAAGGAGCACGCGAGCACCAGGUGCUGGUGCUGCUGUAAUGCCUAUUUUAUUUUUUUUAUUUGGUCCUUGCUUGUAGUAUGCUCCUGCGCUCCUGGCUUAGGUGCCUAUUUGGAGACUGCAAGUUUUGCAGAAAAUAGUCAAUACAGUUACUAUUAUGAUAAGAGAUGGGCAAGUGUCUGAGUAGACUUGGGGAUUUCUUAGUCCCAAAGCAGCGAAUAUGUUAAAAUGGAACGAUCCAGCAACCUGUUUCUGUGGAUUCUUCCACGUACCUUUGGCUUGUUGAUACAUGUAGAUCGUAUUGCCGUCAACACUUAAUAACUUGUACACGAAACAGCUUCUGUUUUGAAGUCUUUCCCAGUCAAUGGUCGAUAGCAUUAAUCGGCUGAGAUGGAGCUUAGAUCCCAAGAGUAGCUGCCUUUUAGACGGUUUGACCUAAUCGUGUGUUUUGACUCUAUUAUGAUACCUUCAUCUGCUGCACUAAGAAAUUGACAAGUGCGGUGAAUUUCUUACAUGAGGAAAUUUCAACUGGAAUGCCUUAGUAUUAUUGUGUUUGCACCA
Molecule: messenger RNA, 1505 nt
Organism: Nicotiana tabacum (common tobacco)
Lineage: Eukaryota; Viridiplantae; Streptophyta; Magnoliopsida; Solanales; Solanaceae
Source: RefSeq, a predicted model, not a curated record